AUGUGCCUGGAGUACAGGCUGAUGAGAUCUAGCGUGGUCAUGAAAGCGAUGAUCAUGAAGUGCAGUGUUCAGUUUCAUAAGAAACAUUGGGGAGAAACAGCUACUCCAUCCUUCACCAUCUGUUCUCUUCUACCCAGGGAGCGCAUGGAGUUACUGGAAGAAGCCAGGAAGAUGGAAAUGGCAAAGUUUCGCUACAUCCUUCCUGUUUAUGGCAUCUGUAAAGAGCCUGUUGGCUUGGUCAUGGAAUACAUGGAAACAGGGUCUCUGGAAAAACUCCUGGCUUCCGAACCUCUGCCCUGGGAAUUGCGCUUCCGAAUAAUCCACGAGACAGCCGUGGGGAUGAACUUCCUGCACUGCAUGUCCCCUCCGCUGCUCCACCUGGACCUCAAGCCUGCAAACAUCCUGCUUGAUGCCCACUACCACGUCAAGAUUUCUGACUUUGGACUUGCAAAGUGCAAUGGCUUGUCCCAUUCCCAUGACAUCAGCAUGGACGGCUUGUGUGGCACAAUUGCAUACCUUCCUCCAGAGCGCAUCAAAGAGAAAAACAGGUGUUUUGACACCAAACACGAUGUGUACAGCUUUUCCAUUGUGGUUUGGGGAGUUCUUACACAGAAGAAGCCUUUUGCAGAGGAAAACAACAUUUUACAUAUUAUGGUAAAAGUAGUUAAAGGCCACCGCCCAGAGCUACCUGCUGUUUCCAAAUCCAGACCUCAUUCAUGUAAUAACUUGAUCAAACUGAUGCAAAAAUGUUGGCAAGAUGAUCCUGGUGAACGGCCAACAUUUCAAGAAAUCACUUCAGAAACAGAGGCCCUUUGUGAAAAACCAGAAGAUGAAACAAAAGAGAUGAUAACUCGGGACCUGGACAACAAGAAUUCCCCAGAGCAGCAGCCUGAGGGGAUGUCUGCGUUAUCCCAGCCAAAACAGGAGCCUGGUUUACCAUCAGUUAAGGAUUACAGUCUCUCAGAGUUGUUGUCCCAGCUGGAUUCAGGGAUUUCGCAGACUAUGGAAGGCCCUGAGGAUCUCAGCCGCAGCUCUUCUGAGUCCAAACUUGCCUCCAGUGACAAGCGGCUUUCAGGAGUGUCAUCUGUAGAUUCAGCUUUUUCAUCCAGAGGCUCCCUUUCCCUUUCCUUUGAAAAGGAGAGUUCAGAUAUUGGUACUACAGACAUACAGAAGAGGAAGCUAACGGAGGCCAUUUUAUCUGGAGAUACCAGCAAACUGAUGAAAAUCCUUCAGCCUCAAGAUGUUGAUAUUGUUUUAGACGGGAACUCCAGCCUUUUGCACUUGGCUGUUGAAUCUGGUCAAGAAGAAUGUGUCAAAUGGCUUCUCCUGUACAAUGCUAACCCUAACCUCACCAACAAGAAAGGAUCCACCCCUCUCCACAUAGCCAUUGAGAAGAAAGUUAAAAGCAUCGUGGAGCUGAUUAUGGCUAGGAAAAUCAAUGUUAAUGCCAAAGAUGAGGAUCAGUGGACUGCUCUUCACUUUGCUGCCCAAAAUGGGGAUGAUUUCAGCACCAAAAUGCUGCUUGAUAAGAAUGCAUCCUUAAAUGAGAUAGAUUUUGAAGGCAGAGCCCCCAUCCACAUAGCCUGUCAGUAUGGCCAAGAAAACAUCGUGCGGAUCCUGCUGAGAAGAGGCGUUAAUGUGAACAUCAAAGGAAAGGAUGACUGGGUGCCACUGCACUAUGCUGCCUGGCAAGGUCAUCUCCCCAUUGUGAAGCUCCUGGCCAAACAGCGGGGUGCAAAUGUGAACGUGCAGACCGUGGAUGGAAGGACCUCGCUACACUUGGCCGCGCAAAGAGGACACUACCGUGUCGCUCGCCUUCUCAUAGACCUGGAGUCGGAUGUCAACAUACAGAACGGACUCUUGCAGACUGCUCUCCACAUAGCUGCUGAAACUGGCCACACAAGCACAUCGAGGCUGCUCCUUAAACACGGUGCAGACAUUGAGGCAGCAACAGCAGAAGGAUACACUGCUCUGCACUUGGCUUCUCGCAGCGGCCAUUUAGCAACAACAAAGUUGCUGAUAGAUGAGAGGGCCAGUGUUCUAGCCAGGGGCCCUUUAAAUAGGACAGCGUUACAUCUUGCUGCAGAAAACGGGCACUCUGAAGUAGUAGAAGAACUUGUCAGUUCAGAAAAUAUCAAUAUUUUUGACAAUGAAGGGUUGACAGCUCUUCAUCUGGCGGCGCGAGGAGGGCACAUAAAAACAGUUGAGGUUCUUCUGAAGCACGGGGCGCACACUGACAUGCGAAGACCCACACGUCAGACCCUGCUACAGCUUGCUCAGCAGAGCAGUAGUAGCUCAGUUACAAUGUUGUUAAGUGAGACUUAA
This is a messenger RNA of Charadrius vociferus (killdeer), 2325 nucleotides long. RefSeq names its product receptor-interacting serine-threonine kinase 4 (gene RIPK4). Gene Ontology annotation, molecular function: protein kinase activity; protein binding; ATP binding. Bases 1 to 2325 code for a protein of 774 amino acids. Lineage: Eukaryota; Metazoa; Chordata; Aves; Charadriiformes; Charadriidae. The transcript has 7 exons. Gene Ontology annotation, biological process: protein phosphorylation. The record is from RefSeq and is a predicted model, not a curated record.